Cuscuta campestris is the source of this 1704-nucleotide messenger RNA. The record is from the annotation of a GenBank genome assembly. NCBI's taxonomy places the organism in Eukaryota, Viridiplantae, Streptophyta, Magnoliopsida, Solanales, Convolvulaceae.
UUGUAAAGUUUAACUUCGUCUUAACAGCUAUUAGUCUGAAAGAUUGAACCGACUAUUAUUCUCAAUUAACGAGUACUAUCUCAAAUUAGUUAAUUUUGGAACUAAUUUAGAAAAAAUACAUAAUUAUAUAAUUAUUCAUCAUUGUGGGAGUUUACUUUUUAUAACCAAAAGAAGAGAGGCCAAGUAGUGCCAACUUGAAUCGUCGACGGCGACGCAGGAAGAGGUGAGGCUAACGGAAGAGGUGAGGCCGCUAGGAAUCGUCGACGGCGACGCAUAUUCCGGAUUCUCCAUAUCCGAUUCAGAGAUUAUCCUGGACUGGGGUUCUAUCUGCUCAGAGUGCCAUGAAUGAUCAGAAGGUUAAAGGAGAAGAAUUUUUUCAAAAAGCCGAGAAGAGGCUCAGUGGUUGGUCUCUUUUAAGCAACAAAUACGAGGAUGCAGCUGAUUUAUUCGAUAAAGCCGCCAAUUCCUUCAAGCUCGCUAAGUCAUGGGCUAAAGCCGGGGAUGCAUAUGCCAAAAUUGCUGAAUGUCAUUUGAAGCUGGACAGUAAGCAUGAGGCUGCUAAUGCAUAUACUGAGGCUGGUCACAACUACAAGAAAAUAGAUACUGUAGUGGCUGUACAUUAUCUAAAAGCAGCAGUAGAGCUAUUUAAGGAAAUUGGGAGGUUGAGCAUGUGUGCAAGAUAUUGUAAGGAAAUUGCUGAAAUAUAUGAGCAAAAACAAGACCUUAAGAUGGCCAACGAGCAAUAUGCAUUAGCAGUUGAUUAUUUUGAAAUGGAAGGCGUUACAACAACUGCAAAUCAAUGCAAAACUAAAAUUGCUGAAUUUUCUGCUCAGAUGGAAGAAUAUCCAAGGGCUAUUGAAAUAUAUGAGGGGAUAGCACGCCAUUCUGUUAAUAACAACUUGUUGAAAUAUGGAGUUAGAGGGCAUCUUCUUAAUGCUGGUAUUUGCCAGCUAUGUUUAGGUGAUAUUGUUGCAAUUAACAAUGCUUUAGAGAAAUACCAGGAGCUGGAUCCAACGUUCUCAGGGACGCGAGAGUACAAGCUACUAGUGGAUUUGGCUGCGGCAUUGGACGAGGAAGAUGUUGCGAAGUUCACUGAUGCUGUCAAGGAAUAUGAUAGCAUGACCAAACUGGAUGCGUUGAGGACCACACUGCUUCUUAGGGUGAAGGAAUCCAUCAAAGCUAAAGAACUUGAGGAAGAUGAUCUUACUUGAACUUAGGCCAGUUCUACCUAGCUUUUCACCUCAAUAACUGGCUGGCUGCUGGAAGCAGUUCAAAAUUUGUGGGGUUGUGGUGGCCUUUUUCAUCCUGCUUUAUGGUUUAAUUUCAUUUGGCUUUCCUGGGUGUCAAUGGGUAUUACGUGUGUUGAUCCUUGAAGCUACUAUGUUUGGCGUGUGCUGUUACCCUCUCUAUCCUUGAACUCUCUUUCUUUUCCCAAUUCCACACAGUUUCCUUUUAUGGGAACCUAUAUGUUCAUUAUUUCUCUAUAUAUGUUCUGAGUAAUAACGCCCCCGACUCUGUUGCCCAGGGCGUAACAUUUGUGAAUGAACUACUUUAUAGUUUUGCAAAACAUACAUAUUUGACAAUACAUGUGGUAUUUGAACUACAUAUCGCUCCUUCGUGUUGGGUUAUUUAAAUUAAUUUCUUUUAAAAUUUACUCUUUUUGAUCAGAUAUAUUCUAUCUGUCCAUAAAUUAUCUUUCCGUUC